Molecule: messenger RNA, 635 nt
Organism: Papilio machaon (common yellow swallowtail)
Lineage: Eukaryota; Metazoa; Arthropoda; Insecta; Lepidoptera; Papilionidae
Exons: 3
Coding region: 108-551 (147 amino acids)
Biological process (GO): positive regulation of voltage-gated potassium channel activity; regulation of synaptic transmission, cholinergic; sleep
Source: RefSeq, a predicted model, not a curated record
AAACACUCACACACUCCGUUAAAAUAUUAUUGAAAUAUACAUUCUGUUUGAAAGAACGUGUAAAUUGAGGCACAAUAUUUCUUUAGCAGGAUUUGUGUUUAACAGAAAUGAUGUCUUUAAAUAAAUUUGUUUCCUUGCUUAUUAUUUUGGGCUUCAUCAAUGAAGCUUGGUGUAUUCGUUGUUACUACUGCAAUAGUGAAAAUAACACAGCCUGUCUUGAUGUGAACGCUUACAGUGAGGACAUAAGAUCGCAUAUUGUACCUAUAGUCGAAUGCGAAUCCGCCAUUCCAAAUCCAGGUGGAUACAGUUUCUUUUGCAGAAAGAUCUCUCAGACUAUUUUCCAUUCUCAUCGCGAGUCUGACAUUCGUGUAACGCGAGGAUGCGGUUGGAUGCGGCAUUCUCAGCCGUGCUACCGAGAUGACAAUACUGACCACCUCGGCAUCUCCUGUCAAUGUUUCGAAGACUAUUGUAACUCGUCUGACAGACUUGACCCCUCCACACUUGCUAUCUUGUUCUGUUUCUUUGCUGGUGUAUUGUAUUUUUGGCGUUGAAUCAAUUUACGAUUGUUAGUUUUUUUAUCGUGUUGUAGGUUAAACUUUCAUUGAAUUUUAUGAACAUGACAUUUUUCUUUCUAA